This is a messenger RNA of Aspergillus aculeatinus CBS 121060, 857 nucleotides long. RefSeq lists its product as uncharacterized. The transcript has a single exon. The coding region runs from base 240 to 764 and encodes 174 amino acids. Gene Ontology annotation, molecular function: carboxy-lyase activity. Lineage: Eukaryota; Fungi; Ascomycota; Eurotiomycetes; Eurotiales; Aspergillaceae. The record is from RefSeq and is a predicted model, not a curated record.
GAGACCGAAGAUUCCACGGCACUCCAGUUCUACAAUGCCAGAAUCAUCCAAUCUCGAAAAAACCAGGGUAAAAAUCGUAGAUAUAUAUAGACCCAAAGAUCCCUGCUCAGUCUCCACCCUCAUCAAUCCACGCGCACCCAACCCAUACACCAAACCACACACCAACAACCUCAACACAUACUAUACCCAAACCAAACCUACCUAGUACCAACCACGCAACCUCAACCACCAACAAAAAAAUGCCCGCCCUCCCAGCCACCCCCACCACAACCACGCACUUCACAACCGACCUGCGCGACCGCCACCUCAUCUACGACUACGCGGCGCAGGACGCCGCGGGCAACCCGGAGAAAUGGCGCUACGAGAUGUGGUUCUACAACGAGGACCGGAUCGUCUACGCCAUCCACGGGGGGCCCAUGGCGGGCCGCCGGAACUUCCAGACCGCGACGUACCAGUGCAUCCGGCCGGGGGAGCUGUGGCAGUGCAACUGGCUCGAGGAGACGGGCACCAUCUGCUCGCUGGUGUUCGAUAUCCCCAACCGAAAAAUCACGACGCUGAUCGCGUUCUCCAAGGGCCAUUGGGAGCGCAAUGAGGAGGCCAAGGGGGAUAAGCGGAACCCGGCGGAUUUGGAGCGCUGGCGGGGUUUGGCGCGGGUCGGCUGUCAGACGGAUCGGGUGAUGCUCAGUGAGCAGGCGGAUAUCCUGGAGGAUUUUCGCGGGCCGGGGGAGUUGCAGGGGAUUGAGAUGGGGUGGCCUACUUUGUAGAGUUCAGGGGUGCUUGGGGGGUGUGUGGUUAGGUUGGCUAUGAGAUUGUGGCUGAGGGGGGGGGUCUCCAGGAGGUGAAGGUGAUUCAAGACG